Messenger RNA from Williopsis jadinii, 1699 nucleotides. Its product is annotated as FAD-binding oxidoreductase. Gene Ontology annotation, molecular function: D-lactate dehydrogenase (NAD+) activity; FAD binding; D-lactate dehydrogenase (cytochrome) activity. The transcript is spliced from 2 exons. The record is from RefSeq and is a predicted model, not a curated record. Gene Ontology annotation, biological process: lactate catabolic process. NCBI's taxonomy places the organism in Eukaryota, Fungi, Ascomycota, Saccharomycetes, Phaffomycetales, Wickerhamomycetaceae. Bases 1 to 1617 code for a protein of 538 amino acids. Gene Ontology annotation, cellular component: mitochondrion.
AUGAAUGAGCUCGGUGGCUCUUCGGACUUAUCGAUGCAUGCCGAGGACAUAGGGCACAGGCACCGGGUUCACUAUGGCUAUUCGUCGUUGGCACUGGCGUUGGGAACAAUCGGUGGGUACUACGCUUCGAAUUGGGAGAGGAGUUACACCGCAAAGUCUGUCACAAGGCUCAGUGAUAUGGACGAGUUGUCGUAUGCUAAGUGGGAAGACAGGAAGCUGGCAUAUCACAAGAUUAAAUCGCUUCUGAGAGAGGACCAAUGGUCCACCGACAAGACUGAACUGGAGCAUUGUUCUUCAAAUGACUACUCUACUCACCAAUCAGAUAAGCUGCCGCAAUUGGUGGUGUUCCCCGAAUCGACGGAGCAAGUAUCAGAUAUUUUAAAGAUCUGUCAUUCCUAUAAAGUCCCUGUGGUGCCAGUCUCAGGAGCAACUUCAAUCGAAGGUAACUUCAACACCACAAGGAACGGGCUAGUCAUUUCACUGUCAUUGAUGGACAAAAUCAUUCAAUUGAACGAACAAGAUAUGGAUUGUACUUUACAGCCAGGUGUUGGAUGGCAGGAUCUGAACGAAUACUUGAAGCCUAGGGGGUUAUUGUUCGGACCUGAUCCGGGACCAGGUGCACAGAUUGGUGGUAUGUGUGGUACUUCAUGUUCAGGUACAAACGCUGCAAAGUAUGGUACAAUGAAGGAUAAUGUUAUCAGUUUAACUGUGGUAUUGCCUGAUGGAACAGUCGUGAAAACUAGGAAAAGGCCUAGGAAAUCCAGCGCAGGUUACAACCUCACAGGCUUAUUCGUUGGAAGUGAGGGAACGUUGGGAAUAGUGACGGAGAUCACAGUGAAAUUGCAUCAUUUACCAAGAUUUGAAACUGUUGGUGUUGUUUCAUUCGCCAGAUUGAUCGAUGCUACAAAUAUGGUUACCAGGUUGAUCCAGCAUGGUGUCUCUUUCAACGCUGUUGAACUGCUGGACGAGAACAUGAUUGAUGUUAUUAACAAAUCUGGCCAGUGUAACAGAAGUUGGCCAGUAAACCAUACCUUGUUCAUGAAGAUUGGUGGUUCGUCACAGGCACAGCUCCAACAUCAGUUAGAGCUGCUUCAAGGAAUAGGAAGGGAAAACAACGCAUUGGCCUUUUCCUGUGCUAAGGACUCCAGUGAAGCUGAAGAACUAUGGCAAGCACGUAAAGUUGGAUUCUGGUCUACUAUUCAACAUGGUAAGUCUCUACUAGGGGAGAAUGCUAAAGUCUGGACAACUGACGUCGCCGUCCCCAUCUCAAAGCUGUCUUGUGUCAUUGAAGAGACCAUGGAGGAUAUCAACUCUAAGGGAAUCUUCACAACGAUCCUAGGACACGUUGGUGACGGAAAUUUCCAUUGUAUCUUGGUCUAUAAGCCGGAGGAUCAAGGUGUUGUUAGUGGCAUAAGUGAAAGAGUCGUCCAGCGAGCAUUGGAUAAUGAAGGAACAUGUACCGGUGAACAUGGUAUUGGACUUGGGAAACGCAAGUAUCUUCAAUUGGAGUUGGGUGAAGAUACAGUGGCACUUAUGAGACAGAUAAAGCUAAGUGUUGAUCCUCAUGGAAUAAUGAACCCUGAUAAAGUGUUCUCAACAGAUCCUGAAGAUAGUUGAAUUCACCAUACACAUCAUAUUAUACUGUACCGUGUUAUAUUAUAUUAUACCAUAUUAUAUUAUGUUAUUAUUUAUUACCUCC